Molecule: messenger RNA, 613 nt
Organism: Vigna radiata var. radiata (mung bean)
Lineage: Eukaryota; Viridiplantae; Streptophyta; Magnoliopsida; Fabales; Fabaceae
Exons: 4
Coding region: 73-330 (85 amino acids)
Source: RefSeq, a predicted model, not a curated record
UUAGCCCAAGAGAGUGAGCCCAGUCGAUAUGAAGUUACGACAGCAUGUUUAGAGGAACUGCAGCAGAAAGCUAUGGCGGAAGAACCGAAACCCCCACAACCUUCCGAUCCUCCAUUACCGUUUGAUCCUAGUCGGAUGGUCGGUAUCAUCAAGAGGAAGGCUUUGAUCAAAGACCUAGCAGCGGUAUACCAUGCCGAAUGCCUAGCUUACUGUCAAGAGCUUUUGGAACUUCAAACCAAAUGGGAAGAGCCAUUUAUCGACUUAAAAACUCCAGAGGAAUCAAAAAAGGAGACGGCACGAUCCUCUAAACGUGCAAAAAAGUUGCGAUAGGUUUUCAGAAUACCCUAUGUUCGCUGUUAGUGUUGAUGUACUAUCAGAGCACGUAUUUGACGUAGUAUUGAUGUGCUUUUUCAAUGGUACGGACUGAGACGUCAAGUGAGAUUUCAUCCAUCAGUUUGCAGUUAUAGAGCAUUUCCCCACUGCUCGAUGAAAAAUAGAUAAAUGAGCAAUAUAAUUUUUGUUUGGAAUGAUGUAUAGAAUAUUCAACCCUGCAUUCAGAUUUGGGGUUCAAUCCAUUGUCAAUAUAUUUUAGCAUGCUUUGCAAUUCUAUUUA